Naegleria gruberi is the source of this 1149-nucleotide messenger RNA. RefSeq lists its product as uncharacterized. Bases 1 to 1149 code for a protein of 382 amino acids. The record is from RefSeq and is a predicted model, not a curated record. NCBI's taxonomy places the organism in Eukaryota, Heterolobosea, Eutetramitea, Acrasida, Naegleriidae. The transcript is spliced from 2 exons.
AUGGGCACCAGCUCAAGCAAACCUUCAAAAGCCAUGAAGAGCAGCAACAUAACAGAGAAUACCGCAUUAUAUAUUAAAAUUGAAAAUGAUUCAUCAUCCAACAAAUCAUCAAAGAAGAAUAAGAAUUCAACUAAGGUUCCGAAGACGAGUGAUGAUACUAGUAAAUCUACUAAGGCGAGUAAAAAGGCACAGGUAACAUCUACUGAACAUGAUUUAUAUAGUAUUAAAUUGGAUGCUUCUUCUUCGGGUGAUGCUGAAUAUUCAAAUCAUAUUGAUCACUUGGCUGGUCCGAUAUUGUUUUCAGCACCUCACGGAUUGCAAGUUUAUAGAGGAGGAGCAAUUUCAAAGAAAGAAGAGAGUGUUCAUGCUAAAGAAAUAUAUACCAAUGAAAUUUGUCUGCUUCUUUCUUUGCAUGUGAAGAAAUAUUUGGGAAUUGAGGGAAGUUUCAUCAUGUGGAAUCCUAAAACUGCAAAAGCAAAGGAUAAGAGUAAUUUGGAUCCUAAUUAUCUUGUGGAAAAGCAAUUUAUGAGUUCACCAUUCCACUUAUUCCUUCUCAAGAUGAAGAAUCAAUAUUCAGGAUUUCCUACCUUACAUGUUGACCUUCAUGGUAAGGCAAAUGCAAAAAAUGACAGAAAUCUCGAUAUUGGAACUAAACCAAUGGAAGUAUUAUGGAAAGAUUUGAAAGGGUUUCAACAUUUCAAGAAGGAUCUUUGUGAUAAUAUUCAACUUGCUGUUUCAACAUGCAAUAGGACCUAUUCUGGAAUGAAACUGACCAUUGACAGUGAACCACACUUGCAUGGAUAUUGGGGUGAAAAUACAGUGACAACAAUAAGUCAUCAAUCAGUCAUGUUAGGAAUGCCAGCUCUCCAAAUAGAAAUACCAAUGGAAGUGAGAAAAGAUAUGAUUAGUAAUGAGGCUCUUUUGGAUGAAUUGGCAAAAGCAAUUGUGGAAACUUACAAAAAAUCUGUUCUUCAACUCUUUAAUAAGGACUGGGAACAGGUGGAAACGAAAAUUUCAAAUGUAAUGAAAGAAUUAUCAUCUGAUGACCAAGUUAAGAAGCACAACCCAACACAUUUUGAUGAAAUGGCAUCUCAAAUGAUAAGGGAAUUUGCUCUUAUAGAAAAGAAGCAAAAAGCAAAGAAGCAAUAA